GCUUCUCUACUCCAGCACCCACCCGAGAGCAACAACUUUUCCUCCUCUCUGGAAGCCAGCCCUCGUCACCACCACCACCAGCUGGGCGCUGCACCUUUCCCAAGCUCUACCCUACCCCGGCCCAGCCCCCCGGUGGGGUUUUCUUAUCUCCCUUUUGCUCUCCCUUCCCCUCUUCGACCACUGCAGUGUACCCAACACUGCCCCUGGAGCGGCGGAGAGGAGAGAAAAUCAGAAUCAAAAGAGCUGCUGUCCGCUCCUGCAGGGGUCUUGGGAAACUUUUGGUCUUUUUUUUUUUUUAAUGGUGAAGCUCCUUUGAUUUCUUUCUCGCCCGCCCAACUUUCGCUUAUGUCACAGUCCUAAGUCGCUCCAUUGAUUUCUGACCAAGAUGAGUUGUAACGGAGGAUCCCAUCCGCGGAUCAACACCCUGGGUCGAAUGACCCGUGCAGAGUCCGGCCCGGACCUACGCUGCGAGAUGACCUACGGAGGAGGUGGCUUCGGUGGUGGCGGCGGCGGCGGGGGCGGGGGAUCCAGCAACAAGAUGUAUUAUGUGAGGAGGUAUACCGUGAACGACCAGAACUCCGACGGCUACUGUCAAACUGGUGGCACAAUGUCCAGGCACCAGAACCAGAACACAAUCCAGGAGCUUUUGCAGAACUGUGCUGACUGCUUGAUGCGGGCUGAGCUCAUCGUUCAACCUGAGCUGAAGUAUGGAGAUGGUAUACAACUGGGUCGGAGUAGAGAACUGGAUGAAUGUUUUGCUCAGGCCAAUGACCAAAUGGAAAUCACUGACAGCCUAAUCAGAGAGAUGCGGCAAAUGGGCCAACCCUGUGAUGCGUAUCAGAAAAGAUUACUUCAGCUUCAGGAGCAAAUGCGUGCUCUUUAUAAAGCUAUCAGUGCUCCCCGAGUAAGAAAGGCUAGUUCCAGGGGUGGUGGAGGAUACACUUGUCAGAGUGGCUCCGGAUGGGACGAAUUUACUAAGCGCCUCACCAGUGAUUGUUUGGGAUGGAUGAGGCAGCAAAGGGCGGAGAUGGAUUUAGUGCAAUGGGGUGUUGAUUCAGCAUCUGUAGAGCAACAUAUCAAUAGCCACAGAGUCAUCCACAAUGCCAUUGGCGACUAUCGGUGGCAGCUGGAUAAAAUUAAGGCCGAUCUGCGUGAGAAAUCUGCAAUAUAUCAACUGGAGGAAGAAUAUGAAAACCUUGUGAAAGCAUCCUUUGAGAGGAUGGAUCACCUUCGCCAGCUCCAAAGCAUCAUCCAGGCUACUUCCCGUGAGAUCAUGUGGAUCAAUGACUGUGAAGAAGAGGAGCUGCUCUAUGAUUGGAGUGAUAAAAACACAAAUAUUGCCCAGAAACAGGAAGCUUUCUCUAUACGUAUGAGCCAGUUGGAACUCAAGGAAAAAGAACUCAACAAGCUUAAGCAAGAAAGUGACCAGCUUGUUCUCAACCAGCAUCCUGCUUCAGACAAAAUCGAGGCAUACAUGGAUACUCUGCAGACACAAUGGAGUUGGAUCCUUCAGAUUACCAAAUGCAUUGAUGUUCAUCUCAAGGAAAAUGCUGCCUACUUUCAGUUUUUUGAAGAGGCUCAGUCAACUGAAGCCUACCUGAAGGGCCUACAAGAUUCCAUCAGGAAGAAGUACACCUGUGAUAAGAACAUGUCACUGCAACGCUUACUGGAACAGAUCAAAGAACUUGAGAAAGAACGAGAGAAGAUCCUUGAAUAUAAGCGUCAGGUGCAAAACUUGGUAAACAAGUCCAAGAAGAUUGUCCAGCUGAAACCUCGGAACCCAGACUAUAGGAGCAAUAAACCCAUUAUCCUCAGGGCUCUGUGUGACUACAAACAAGACCAGAAAAUAGUGCACAAGGGAGAUGAAUGUAUCUUGAAGGACAACAACGAACGCAGCAAGUGGUAUGUGACUGGCCCAGGAGGCGUAGACAUGCUGGUCCCUUCUGUCGGUCUUAUUAUCCCUCCUCCAAAUCCACUGGCAGUGGACCUUUCUUACAAGAUUGAGCAAUAUUAUGAAGCCAUUUUGGCUCUGUGGAAUCAGUUGUAUAUCAACAUGAAGAGUCUGGUGUCUUGGCAUUACUGUAUGAUCGAUAUUGAGAAAAUCAGGGCUAUGACUAUUGCUAAGCUGAAAACAAUGCGCCAGGAAGAUUACAUGAAGACAAUAUCUGAUCUUGAGUUACAUUACCAAGAAUUCAUCAGGAAUAGCCAAGGCUCAGAGAUGUUUGGAGAUGAUGACAAACGGAAAAUACAGUCUCAGUUUACUGAUGCUCAGAAACAUUAUCAGACCUUGGUUAUACAGCUCCCAGGUCACCACCAGCAUCAGACAGUCACUACAACUGAAAUCACUCAUCUUGGCAAAGAUCCAAACCAAAAUCAGGUCAUUGAAAUCAACAGAGAAAAUGACAAGCAAGAAACAUGGAUAUUGCUGGAACUUCAGAAGAUUCGUCGGCAGAUGGAGCACUGUGAGAGCAGAAUGACUCUUAAAAAUAUUCUUCAAGCUGACCAAGGCUCUUCUCACCACAUCACAGUGAAGAUAAAUGAACUAAAGGGUGUGCAGAAUGAUUCACAAGCAAUUGCUGAAGUCCUCAACCAGCUCAAAGAUAUGUUAGCUAACUUCAGAGGUUCUGAAAAAUACUGUUAUUUGCAGAAUGAGAUAUUUGGGCUAUUCCAAAAACUGGAAAACAUAAAUGGUAUUACAGAUGGCUACUUAAAUAGCUUAUGUUCAGUGAGAGGACUACUUCAGGCUAUUCUCCAGACAGAAGACAUGCUGAAAGUGUAUGAAUCCCGCCUCACUGAAGAGGAAACUGUUUGUUUAGACCUUGAUAAAGUGGAGGCUUACCGCUGUGGACUGAAGAAAAUAAAAAAUGAUUUGAACCUGAAGAAGUCAUUGUUGGCUACCAUGAAGACUGAGCUACAGAAAGCUCUGCAGAUCCACUCCCAGACUUGCCAACAGUAUCCACUUUAUGAUUUGGAUCUUGGGAAGUUCAGUGACAAAGUCAACCAGUUGUCAGAUCGUUGGCAAAGAAUAGAUAAACAGAUAGAUUUCAGAUUAUGGGAUUUAGAAAAACAAAUUAAGCAGCUGAGAAAUUACCGUGAUAAUUAUCAAGCAUUCUGCAAAUGGAUCUAUGAUGCCAAACGUCGCCAGGAUUCUUUGGAAUCCAUGAAGUUUGGAGAUUCCAGUACAGUUAUGAAAUAUUUGAAUGAACAGAAGAAUUUGCACAAUGAAAUAUCUGGUAAACGAGACAAAUCAGAAGAAGUACAGAAGAUUGCAGAACUCUGUUCAAAUUCCAUUAAGGAUUAUGAACUUCAGCUUGCAUCAUACACUUCAGGACUGGAAACUCUGCUCAAUAUACCUAUUAAGAGAACUAUGGUUCAGUCCCCUUCAGGGGUCAUUCUGCAAGAGGCUGCAGAAAUUCAUGCUCGGUACAUAGAGCUACUUACAAGAUCUGGAGACUAUUACAGAUUCCUAAGUGAAAUGUUAAAGAGUUUAGAUGACCUGAAGCUGAAAAACACCAAAAUUGAAGUUUUAGAAGAAGAACUUCGUCUCGCCAGAGAUGCCAAUUCUGAAAACUGUAACAAGAACAAAUUCUUGGAUCAGAACCUGCAGAAAUACCAAGCAGAGUGCUCCCAGUUCAGAGCAAAACUUGUGAGCCUGGAGGAGCUAAAGAGACAAGCUGAGCUGGAUGGAAAAUCAGCUAAACAAAACCUAGAUAAGUGCUAUGGGCAGAUAAAAGAGCUCAAUGAGAAGAUCACAAGACUCACUUAUGAAAUUGAAGAUGAAAAGAGGAAAAGAAAAUCUGUGGAGGACAGAUUUGACCAACAGAAGAAUGACUAUGACCAGCUGCAGAAAGCAAGGCAAUGCGAAAAGGAAAACCUUGGGUGGCAAAGAUUAGAAUCUGAAAAGGCCAUCAAGGAGAAGGAGUACGAGAUAGAAAGGUUGAGGGUUCUUCUUCAAGAGGAGGGCGCCCGGAAGAGGGAAUAUGAAAAUGAGCUGGCAAAGGUAAGAAACCACUAUAAUGAGGAGAUGAGUAAUUUAAGGAACAAGUAUGAGACAGAAAUUAAUAUUACGAAGACCACAAUCAAGGAAAUAUCCAUGCAAAAGGAGGAUGAUACCAAAGGUCUCAGAAACCAGAUUGAUCGACUCUCGAGAGAAAACCGAGAUCUGAAAGAUGAAAUUGUCAGGCUGAAUGACAGCAUCUUGGAGACCACAGAGCAGCGGAGGCGGGCUGAAGAAAACGCUAUUCAGCAAAAAGCUUGUGGGUCCGAGAUUAUGCAAAAAAAGCAGCAGCUAGAGAUCGAGCUUAAACAAGUGAUUCAGCAGCGCUCAGAGGACAAUGCCAGGCACAAGCAGUCUCUCGAGGAGGCUGCAAAGACUAUUCAGGAUAAAAACAAAGAAAUAGAAAGACUCAAAGUUGAGUAUCAGGAGGAGGCUAAGCGCCGCUGGGACUAUGAGAAUGAGCUAGGUAAGGUAAGAAACAAUUAUGAUGAGGAAAUUAUUAGCUUAAAGAACCAGUUUGAAACAGAGAUAAACAUCACCAAGACCACACUCCACCAGCUUACCAAGCAAAAAGAAGAGGACACCAGUGGCUACCGAACUCAGAUAGAUAAUCUAACCAGAGAAAACAGGAGUUUAUCAGAGGAAAUUAAGAGACUGAAGAACACUUUAGCUCAGACCACAGAGAAUCUUAGGAGGGUGGAAGAAAAUGUCCAGCAGCAGAAGGCGACUGGCACUGAGAUCACUCAGAGGAAACAGCAGCUGGAGUUUGAGCUGAAACAGGUCACCCAAAUGCGCUCAGAAGAGAGCACAAGAUAUAAGCAGUCACUUGAUGAUGCUGCCAAAACCAUUCAGGAUAAAAACAAAGAACUUGAAAGACUCAAAAAGUUGAUAGAAACUGAAACAAACCAGAGAAAAUGUCUGGAGGAUGAAAACGCCAAAUUACAAAGAACACAGUAUGAUCUGCAGAAAGCAAACAGUAAUGCCACGGAGACAAUAAACAUACUGAAGGUUCACGAACAAGAGCUGACACGCCUGAAAAUUGACUACGAGAGAAUUUCUCAGGAGAGAACAGUAAAGGACCAAGAUAUUUCACGGUUCCAAAGUUCUCUAAAAGAGCUCCAGUUCCAAAAACAGAAAGUAGAAGAUGAAUUGAACAGGCUGAAGAAAACCUCUUCUGAUGAAUGUUCUAAGAGGAAGAAGCUAGAAGAUGAAUUGGAGUCCAUGCGGAGAUCUUUGAAAGAGCAAGCAAUCAAAAUCACCAACCUGACGCAGCAGCUGGAGCAAGCAUCCAUUAGCAAGAAGAGAAGUGAGGACGAUCUCAGACAGCAAAGAGAUGUGGUAGACGGGCACGUGAGAGAGAAGCAGAGAACUCAAGAGGAGUUGAGGAAACUGGCAUCAGAGGUCGAAACCCUGAGGAGGCAAUUGGUCCAGGAACAAGAGAAUGUUAAACAGGCUCACCUGAGAAAUGAGCACUUCCAGAAGGCAAUUGAAGACAAGAGCAGGAGUCUGAAUGAAAGUAAGAUAGAAAUAGAGAGGCUACAGUGUCUCACAGAGAACCUGACCAAAGAACAUUUGAUGCUAGAGGAAGAGUUGCGGAACCUGAGACUGGAAUAUGAUGAUCUACGAAGAGGAAGGAGUGAAGCCGAUAGUGAUAAAAAUGCUACUAUCUCUGACCUAAGAAGCCAACUACAGAUCAGCAACAACCGAACCUUGGAACUACAGGGGCUGAUUAAUGAUUUACAGAGAGAAAGGGAAAAUUUGAGACAGGAAAUUGAAAAAUUCCAAAAGCAGGCUAUAGAGGCAUCUAAUAGGAUUCAUGAAUCCAAGAAUCAAUGCAGUCAAGUUGUGCAAGAAAGAGAGAGUCUUCUGGUAAAAAUCAAAGUCCUGGAACAAGACAAGGCAAGGUUGCAAAGGCUAGAAGAUGAGCUGAAUCGUGCAAAAGCCACACUGGAGUCAGAGAUUAGGGUGAAACAGCGACUGGAGUGUGAGAAACAGCAAAUUCAGAAUGACUUAAAUCAGUGGAAAAGUCAGUACUCCCGCAAGGAAGAGGCUAUUAGGAAGAUUGAAUCUGAAAGAGAAAAGAGUGAAAGAGAGAAGAACUGCCUAAGGAGCGAGAUUGAAAGGUUGCAAGCAGAGAUCAAGAGGAUUGAGGACAGGUGCAGGCGAAAGCUGGAGGACUCCACCAGGGAAACACAGUCACAGAUGGAAUCGGAACGUUGUCGAAUGCAGAGAGAGAUUGAUAAACUCAAACAGCGUCCAUAUGGAUCUCAUAGGGAGACUCAGACUGAAGAUGAAUGGUCCAUUGACCCCUCAAAACUGAUGUUUGAUGGGCUGAGGAAAAAGGUGACUGCAAUGCAACUCUACGAAUGUCAAUUGAUAGACAAAACCACUUUGGACAAACUGUUGAGGGGGAAAAAGUCAGUAGAAGAAGUUGCUUCUGAAAUCCAACCUUUCCUUCGUGGAGCAGGUGCUAUCGCUGGGGCUUCUGCUUCCCCUAAAGAAAAGUACUCUUUGGUGGAAGCCAAGAGGAAGAAAUUUAUUACUCCAGAAUCCACAGUAAUGCUCCUGGAGGCCCAGGCAGCUACAGGAGGUGUGAUUGACCCCCAUAGGAAUGAGAAGCUGACUGUUGACAGUGCCAUUGCUCGGGACCUCAUUGACUUUGAUGAUCGGCAGCAGAUCUAUACUGCAGAAAAGGCUGUCACUGGCUUUGAUGAUCCAUUUUCAGGCAAGACAGUAUCUGUUUCUGAGGCCAUCAAGAAAAAUCUGAUUGACAGAGAAACAGGAAUGCGUCUGUUAGAGGCUCAGAUUGCCUCAGGGGGUGUGAUAGACCCCAUUAACAGUGUCUUUUUGCCGAAAGAUGUUGCUUUGUCCCGUGGGCUAAUUGACCGAGACUUGUAUAGGUCUCUUAAUGAUCCCCGAGACAGUCAGAAGAACUUUGUGGACCCCAUCAACAAAAAGAAGGUCAGUUACAUGCAGCUGAAAGAAAGAUGUAGAAUUGAACCACACACUGGCUUGCUUUUACUGUUAGUACAGAAGAGGAGCAUGUCAUUCCAAGGAAUCAGACAGCCUGUCACAGUCACUGAACUGGUGGAUUCUGGAAUUUUGCGUCCAUCCACUGUAAAUGAACUCGAAUCAGGCCAGAUUUCCUAUGAUGAGGUUGGUGAGAGAAUUAAGGAUUUCCUCCAGGGUUCCAGCUGUAUAGCGGGCAUCUACAAUGAGACCACCAAACAAAAGCUUGGCAUUUAUGAGGCCAUGAAAAUUGGUUUGGUCAGACCUGGUACUGCCCUAGAACUUCUAGAAGCUCAAGCAGCCACUGGUUUUAUUGUGGAUCCUGUCAGCAACCUGAGGCUACCAGUGGAAGAAGCCUACAAACGAGGGUUAGUAGGCAUUGAAUUUAAAGAGAAACUCCUGUCAGCUGAACGGGCUGUUACUGGGUAUAAAGAUCCAGAAACAGGAAAUAUCAUCUCCUUGUUCCAAGCCAUGAACAAAGAGCUUAUUGAGAAGGGUCACGGAAUUCGAUUAUUGGAGGCUCAGAUUGCAACAGGUGGAAUCAUUGACCCAAAAGAGAGCCAUCGUUUACCAGUUGACAUAGCUUACAAGAGGGGUUAUUUUAAUGAAGAGUUAAGUGAAAUCUUGUCAGACCCCAGUGAUGACACAAAGGGAUUUUUUGAUCCAAAUACAGAGGAAAAUCUCACCUACUUGCAACUGAAAGAAAGAUGCAUGAAGGAUGAAGAAACAGGACUCUGUCUUUUGCCCUUAAAGGAAAAGAAGAAACCAAUACAGACAUCACAAAAGAAUACACUGAGGAAACGCAGAGUGGUCAUAGUAGACCCAGAAACCAACAAGGAAAUGUCUGUUCAAGAGGCUUACAAGAAGGGUCUUAUUGAUUAUGACACUUUUGUAGAACUCUGUGAGCAAGAGUGUGAGUGGGAAGAAAUAACCAUCACUGGAUCAGAUGGGUCCACCAGGGUGGUCCUAGUUGACAGGAAAACAGGCAGUCAGUAUGAUAUUCAAGAUGCUAUUGAUAAAGGCCUUGUUGACAGAAAAUUCUUUGAUCAAUACCGCUCUGGCAGCCUUAGCCUCACUCAGUUUGCUGAUAUGAUUUCCUUAAAAAAUGGUACCAGCAAUAUUGGCAGUGGUAGUGGUGGAGAUGAAGUUUUCAGUAGUUCUCGACAUGAAUCUGUAAGCAAGACCUCCAGCAUUUCCACCAUCAGAAAUUUAACUAUCCGGAGCAGCUCUUGGUCUGACGCCUUAGAGGAGACAAGCCCCAUUGCAGCCAUCUUUGACACAGAAAACUUGGAGAAAAUUUCAAUUACAGAAGGUAUAGAGAGAGGGAUUGUAGAUAGCAUCACAGGUCAGAGGCUGCUGGAAGCUCAAGCCUGUACAGGAGGCAUCAUCAAUCCCACCACAGGUCAGAAGCUUUCACUUCAAGAUGCGGUCUCCCAGGGCCUCAUUGACCAAGAUAUGGCAACCAGGCUGAAGCCAGCACAGAAAGCAUUUAUCGGCUUUGAAGGUGUGAAGGGGAAGAAGAAGAUGUCAGCAGCAGAAGCAGUUAAGGAGAAAUGGCUACCUUAUGAGGCGGGUCAGCGCUUCCUGGAAUUCCAGUACCUCACUGGAGGCCUGGUUGACCCAGAGGUUCAUGGAAGGAUAAGUUCUGAAGAGGCUAUCAGAAAAGGGUUGAUCGAUGGCCGAGCCGCUCAGAAGCUUCACGACACUGGCAACUAUGCCAAGAUCUUGACCUGCCCCAAAACCAAACUGAAAAUAUCCUACAAAGAUGCUAUGAAUCGAUCCAUGGUGGAGGAUAUCACUGGGUUACGUCUGCUGGAAGCAGCUUCAGUUUCAUCCAAGGGUUUGCCAAGCCCAUAUAAUGUAUCUUCUGCUCCAGGAUCCCGUUCAGGGUCUCGAUCUGGAUCUCGCUCUGGCUCACGUAGUGGAUCCAGGAGAGGCAGCUUUGAUGCAUCUGGGAAUUCAUCAUACUCGUAUUCCUACACGUUCAGCAGUAGCUCCAUUGGGCAUUAGUAAUCAGUUGGCAGUAGUUGGUAGAUCUUAGAUUAUAUGAACCUACACUUUUAUUAAAUAAAAAGUUAAAUAAAAAAAAGAAAACAUAUUUGUAGUGGUGAUAACAUAGUUUACUCUUAGGGUGAUGGCCUAUUAGAAGAUGAAGCCAUGUUUAAAAUCAAAUAGCAAGGCCAUUUCUGGCUAUUUAUCUUCUCAGCUCAUCUCAAAUGAACAUAAUUUGCUUUGGGUAUACUCUGUAUGUAGUAGUAGCAAUCAUUUGUAAGAAUAUCACAAAUUAUGAGUUUAGAGUUAUUUUUUCUUUUGUUUCCCAUUUAGAGUUUUGAGUAAUUCUUUCUGAAAAAGGUUUUGUUGUUGUUGCAUAUACUUUACACUGCUACUCAUCUUGGGAAUAAAAAAUUAAGUUGAUAAGAUUUUUCAGAUCACAGUUUAUUCUGUUGCUUAUCUAAAUUUUUUUCAAUUUAUUGUGUUAUAGCCCCCAACUUGAAUGUAGAUUCACAACUGCAAAGUGAACAAAUUAACAAAUAAAUAGCCCAAGCACUGUGGAAUGCAUUUUGUAUUUUAGUUUUUCAGCAUGGGCUCUGACCGAAAAUGAAAUAUUUGGAGUUUUUUGUCACAUGCACUUGGAUGUACUUUAAUGUACUUGUUUGCUACAGCUGUAACUGGACAGGAAGUGCAUGAUUCUCAGUAGCCUUUCCUUUUUGUUACCUCACCUGAAAUCUGUUAAUCUUGUCUUUUUCUUUGUAAUCUUAAAAAGGGGUCUGCAUCAAGUUUGGCAAUAAACUUUUAAACUUUUAAA
Molecule: messenger RNA, 9812 nt
Organism: Phascolarctos cinereus (koala)
Lineage: Eukaryota; Metazoa; Chordata; Mammalia; Diprotodontia; Phascolarctidae
Gene: DSP
Product: desmoplakin
Biological process (GO): wound healing; skin development; intermediate filament cytoskeleton organization
Cellular component (GO): intermediate filament; cytoplasm; intercalated disc
Molecular function (GO): protein binding; structural molecule activity
Source: RefSeq, a predicted model, not a curated record